Molecule: messenger RNA, 2552 nt
Organism: Pongo pygmaeus (Bornean orangutan)
Lineage: Eukaryota; Metazoa; Chordata; Mammalia; Primates; Hominidae
Gene: PACSIN3
Product: protein kinase C and casein kinase substrate in neurons 3
Exons: 11
Coding region: 876-2150 (424 amino acids)
Biological process (GO): cytoskeleton organization; regulation of endocytosis; plasma membrane tubulation
Cellular component (GO): endosome; plasma membrane; cytoplasm
Molecular function (GO): phospholipid binding; protein binding
Source: RefSeq, a predicted model, not a curated record
GCGGCAGGACUCGGGCCGGAGCGUGGCCGGACCCCCACCCGCUGAGGGGCCCAGGGAGGACGCGGUGAGUGCCCUGGAGGGGACGCGCGGGUAGGCGACGGCGGGUGCCGUGGCUCGAGCCCGCCCUCUCCUGCUCCGGCUUCUGAAGUUUGCAAUGGAGCCGACUCCCGCCCAGGGAGCCCCCGGCCACCCCGCUCAGCGUGCCGACGGGAAGGGCCGUAGCCGCGCCGAGGGGCCGUCCCAUCUGCCGCGCCGCGUGCUCCGCAAUUCCGCAGGCCGCCCGGGGGAGGGAGCGCCGGCGCUGGAGAGCUGAGCCAUCUUCACGGGCCCCUCGAGGGCCCCCGUCCGCUCGCCCCGCGCCCGCCCCGGGGACCCAGAGGGUCCUCGCUCCCUGGCGACCCCUCGCCCUGUGCAGCGAGCCCCGAUUCCUGGGUCCGCUGCCCGGGGCCACCAUCUGGAGCCCAAGGCAAGGCCGGCCCAGGCAGGGGGCGUCCCCUCCCCUUGGCAGUGAUCAGUGGCCCCACCUCCGCCGAGACCAAGUUCAACAAGUUUGGCCAAGAAGUCCUAGAGCUUCGGUGGCUAGGCCUGGCCCUGCCGCUCCGCGUGGCUCCACGGGCUCCGAGUUAUGCAGCUCCGGGCGGCAAGGGGUCCUGUCGAGGGGCGCGGUCCAUAAGGGUUGAGGCCAGAGGCGCGUAGCCUCUGGGCGCCGAGCUCUGGAGUGGAGGCUGGGGUUCGGAGUGCGUCAUCUGGAAGCAGGCACCCCGGCCGGCAGGCAGAGUCACGGUGGCAGCAUUGAGAGUUGGACACCCGGGUCCCUGAAGUAAUCUCUAGGCCCCAGCCCCAAAUCCGCCACCAUUCCGUGCUGCGGGGACACCAUGGCUCCAGAAGAGGACGCUGGAGGGGAGGCCUUAGGGGGCAGUUUCUGGGAGGCUGGCAACUACAGGCGCACGGUACAGCGGGUGGAGGACGGGCACCGGCUGUGUGGGGACCUGGUCAGCUGCUUCCAGGAGCGCGCCCGCAUCGAGAAGGCUUAUGCCCAGCAGUUGGCUGACUGGGCCCGAAAGUGGAGGGGGACCGUGGAGAAGGGCCCCCAGUAUGGCACACUGGAGAAGGCCUGGCAUGCCUUUUUCACGGCGGCUGAGCGGCUGAGCGCGCUGCACCUGGAGGUGCGGGAGAAGCUGCAAGGGCAGGACAGUGAGCGGGUGCGCGCCUGGCAGCGGGGGGCUUUCCACCGGCCUGUGCUGGGCGGCUUCCGCGAGAGCCGGGCGGCCGAGGACGGCUUCCGCAAGGCCCAGAAGCCCUGGCUGAAGAGGCUGAAGGAGGUUGAGGCUUCCAAGAAAAGCUACCACGCAGCCCGGAAGGAUGAGAAGACCGCCCAGACGAGGGAGAGCCACGCGAAGGCAGACAGCGCCGUCUCCCAGGAGCAGCUGCGCAAACUGCAGGAACGGGUGGAACGCUGUGCCAAGGAGGCCGAGAAGACGAAAGCUCAGUAUGAGCAGACGCUGGCAGAGCUGCAUCGCUACACUCCACGCUACAUGGAGGACAUGGAACAGGCCUUUGAGACCUGCCAGGCCGCUGAGCGCCAGCGGCUUCUUUUCUUCAAGGAUAUGCUGCUCACCUUACACCAGCACCUGGACCUUUCCAGCAGUGAGAAGUUCCAUGAACUCCACCGCGACUUGCACCAGGGCAUUGAGGCAGCCAGUGACGAAGAGGAUCUGCGCUGGUGGCGCAGCACCCACGGGCCAGGCAUGGCCAUGAACUGGCCACAGUUCGAGGAGUGGUCCCUGGACACACAGAGGACAAUCAGCCGGAAAGAGAAGGGUGGCCGGAGCCCUGAUGAGGUUACCCUGACCAGCAUUGUGCCCACAAGAGAUGGCACCGCACCCCCACCCCAGUCCCCAGGGUCCCCAGGCACGGGGCAGGAUGAGGAGUGGUCAGAUGAAGAGAGUCCCCGGAAGGCUGCCACCGGGGUUCGGGUGAGGGCACUGUAUGACUAUGCUGGCCAGGAAGCUGAUGAGCUGAGCUUCCGAGCAGGGGAGGAGCUGCUGAAGAUGAGUGAGGAGGACGAGCAGGGCUGGUGCCAAGGCCAGUUGCAGAGUGGCCGCAUUGGCCUGUACCCUGCCAACUACGUGGAGUGUGUGGGCGCCUGAGUGUCCUGACAGCCCUUCUGCGACGUUUACCCACCCUGGGUCAGAGCCCAGCUUCUCCUGGAGAGCCGGACCCUCAGGGCCCUGAACCGUCGCUCUCCGGCUGCUCCUCUGUCCCUUGAGGGAGGAAGUCCUGGGACCCAGGGAGGGGAGGGGCCUUUGUCUAGGGAAGGGACUGGUAGGGAAGGGACGAGUCUAGGCUGAGGGCAAGAUGGGAGGUCAGAGGUGACAGAAGGGUUCAGGGGGGCCUGGGCCUCCCCGGGAGCUGUGGACUCAGUUCCUGACCUCUGCUUUGGAGUUCCUGGGGUGGGCUUGGGGUGAGCGUAGUUCCGGCCUAGCAGCACCCUCUUGUGGCUUGUUCUAGCGUGUAUUAAAACUUGACACACACACACAAAAAAACAAAAA